This is a messenger RNA of Oncorhynchus nerka (sockeye salmon), 2511 nucleotides long. Its product is annotated as extracellular calcium-sensing receptor-like. The coding region runs from base 1 to 2469 and encodes 822 amino acids. The transcript is spliced from 7 exons. Gene Ontology annotation, biological process: G protein-coupled receptor signaling pathway. Gene Ontology annotation, cellular component: plasma membrane. NCBI's taxonomy places the organism in Eukaryota, Metazoa, Chordata, Actinopteri, Salmoniformes, Salmonidae. Gene Ontology annotation, molecular function: G protein-coupled receptor activity. The record is from RefSeq and is a predicted model, not a curated record.
AUGUCUCUUCUUCUGUGGUGGUCUCUAUACUAUCCUGUCUCUAUUUCCCCUCUGACAGAAGCCACCUCUACCCAGCCAGCCUGCUCCCCGCAGGGGGCCUUUGAGCUACCUGGGUUUUCAGCCCAGGGUGACUUCCUGAUGGGGGGGAUCUUUCCUCUUCACUACCGGGUGGAGCUGCCUGGCACGGACUACACCCACCAGCCCCUGGCAGCACUGUGUCAAGGGUUUGACCCGAGGGCUUUCCGCUGGGCUCAGACCAUGAGGCUGGCAGUGGAGGAAAUCAACCAGAGUGAGCAGCUGCUGCCCAACCACACGCUGGGCUACAAGAUCUUUGACUCGUGUGCCACACCAGUCACAGCUCUGAGAGCAGUCUUGGCAGUGCUGAACGGACAUGGUGAAGAACAGAGCCCUAUGUGUUCUGGUGCCAGCCCGUUAAUAGCCAUGGUAGGGGAGUCUGGCUCCUCACAGUCCAUUGUUUUGUCCAGAACUCUGCAGCCCUUCAGAAUCCCCAUGAUCAGCUAUUUCUCCACCUGCUCGUGCCUGAGUGACAGGAAAGAAUACCCAACGUUCUUCAGAGUGGUUCCAAAUGACGACUACCAGGUGAAGGCCAUCGCCAGUCUGCUUCAGCGUUUCGGCUGGAAGUGGAUCGGUGUGAUACGCGAGGACCACGACUACGGCCACUUCGCCCUGCAGGGCCUGAAGAGGGAGAUCCAGAACACAGAUGUCUGUCUGGCCUAUGAUGAGAUGAUCCCUAAAGACUACAGCAGAGAGAGGGUCCUGCAGAUCCUGGAGGUGAUGAGGCACUCCACAGCGCGGGUGGUGAUAGUCUUCUCUGGGGAGGGAGAGUUAUACCCUUUCCUCAAGGAGUUUGUCAAGCAGAACAUCACUGGUACCCAGUGGGUGGCCAGUGAGGCCUGGGUCACUGCCAAUGUGCUGGCAGAGACGUAUCCAUUCCUGGAUGGGACUAUUGGCUUUGCCAUCCGCUCAGGGAAAGUCCCAGGGCUCAGGGACUACCUGCAGACGGUGAACCCCCGCAGCACCCUGAUGCCCCCCUGUUCAGGGCAGGAGACUCUUCUGGAGCAGCACUCAGCCUACAUGAACACCUCCAGCCCCAGAGUGGCCUAUAAUGUGUACAAGGCUGUGUACGCCAUCGCUCACUCACUGCACAACCUCCUCCACUGCCAGGCUGGGGCAGGACCCUUCCACAACCGCUCCUGUGCUCACAGCACCAACAUUCACCCCUGGCAGCUCCAGCAAUAUCUCCAGGACGUGUCCUUCAACGUAUCUGGAGAAAAUAUGAACUUUGACCAGAAAGGGGACGCCAUCCCGUCCUAUGACCUCAUCAACUGGCAGAGGGGGCCAAACGGAGGUCCCCGCUUUGUCACAGUAGGGCUGUAUGAUGGCUCAAAGGACUCUGGGAAGGAGCUGGCAAUCCAGGAAGAGAAGAUCCUGGUGGUCUCCGUGUGCAGUGCCAGCUGUGCUCCAGGAUCCAGGAAGGCUGUCCGUCGUGGGGAACCUCUGUGCUGCUUUGACUGUGUACCAUGUGACAGCGGCAAGAUUAGUAAUCAGACAGGUUCUAUAGACUGCCAUGAAUGUCCCGAGGACUACUGGUCAAACACUGAUGGAACAAUGUGCAUCCCCAAAGUGGUGGAGUUCCUUUCCCAUGAUGCAAUGGGGAUAGCCCUGACGGUGAUCGCUGUAGUGGGCGCCUGUCUGACCGUGUCCAUCCUGGCAGUCUUCCUCCAUCACAGGACCACUCCCAUCGUCCGCGUCAACAACUCUGAGCUGAGUUUCUUUAUCCUUCUCUCCCUGACUCUGUGCUUCCUGUGUGCGCUGAUGUUCAUCGGGGAGCCCACCUCCUGGUCCUGCAUGCUGCGCCACACCGCCUUCAGCAUUACCUUCUCCCUCUGCAUCUCCUGCAUCCUGGGCAAGACUCUGGUGGUCCUGGCAGCCUUCACUGCCGCCAGGCCUGGGAACAACAUUAUGAAGUGGCUGGGGCCCAAACAGCAGAGGGUCAUCAUAUUCUCCUGCACCCUGGUUCAGGUGCUGAUCUGUGCUGCCUGGCUCAUGGCUGCGCCUCCCUACCCCUCCAAAAAUAUCCAGGACCAACGCUCUAAGAUCAUUCUGGAGUGCAGUGUGGGCUCCCAACUGGCCUUCUGGUGCGUUCUGGGAUACAUCGGCCUCUUGGCCUGUCUGUGCUUCAUCCUAGCUUUUCUGGCCCGGAAACUGCCAGGCAACUUUAAUGAGGCCAAAUUCAUCACCUUCAGCAUGCUGAUCUUCUGUGCCGUGUGGAUCUCCUUCAUCCCUGCCUACGUCAGCUCUCCUGGGAAGUACACAGUAGCUGUAGAGAUCUUUGCCAUCCUGGCCUCCAGCUUUGGGCUGCUGUUCUGUCUGUUUGCUCCAAAAUGUUACAUCAUCCUCCUGAAGCCAGAGAAGAACACUAAACAACAUAUCAUGGGGAAGAAAUAAAAUGCAUAGAUUAAUGAAGACACAUUUAUUUGUCAUAGUUCU